GGGGAAAAGCUAGGCGGCUGCGCAGACGGCACUCCUCACACAGAGCUGCCCCCGACCCGGGCGAAUGCAGGCUUGUGCUGCCGCUGCUGCCGCCGCCGCCGCCCGGGCCGAGUGACAAAGGAAGGAAGGAAGCGAGGAGGAGCCGGCCCCGCAGCCACUGACAGGGCCCGGGCUGGGGGCAAAGCGCGGACACUUCCUGAGCGGGACCGUGCAGAAGCGAGGGGCGGGAGGGCGGCCGCGCUGGUGCCUUGGACGGGGGAGGGGGCCCCGAGGGACGGAAGCGGUUGCUGGGUUCCCAUGUCCCCGGCGUAUGGGGAGCAGUCGAGGAGCCGCUGCCUGGGGUCUGAAGGGAGCUGCCUCCGCCACCGCCGCCGCCAUGGCCGCUGGAUCCAGCCGCCGAGUGCAGCUGCUCCUCGCGCAAUGAGGAGAGGAGCCGCCGCCACCGCCCGCCUCUGACUGACUCGCGACUCCGCUGCCUUCCAGUUCGCCGGGCCCCUGCCGUCAGGCCGCCGGAUCCCGCCGCUGUCGGAGCUGCAGCGUUUCCCGACGCAUCUCCGAGCCACCCCCUCCCUCUCCCUCCCUCCUUCCCAUCCCCCUUUCUUUUCAAGCGUGAGACUCGUGAUCCUUCCGCCGCUUCCCUUCUUCAUUGACUCGGAAAAAAAAUCCCCGAGGAAAAUAUAAUAUUCAGAGUACUUAUUUUCAAUCAAGUAUCUGUCCCCGUUUCACGUGAUAUAUAUUUUUUAGGAUCUCCCAACCAUUUCUCCCCUCCAGGGAAAGGGAGGGGAAAGAAUUGUAUUUUUUCCCCAGCUCCUGAUCAUCUAUAUGUUAAAUAUCCGUACUGAUCUGGCUUCAAGGAGAAAUACAUCGCUCGCUUUUUUAUAUAGCUGUUCAAAAGGAGUGAAAAGCCAAGAGGACGAAGUCUUUUUCUUGUGGGAGAACUUAAUGCUGCAUUUAUCAUUAACCUAACACCCCAACAUAAAACAAAAGGAAGAAGAGGAGGAAGGAAGGAAAAGAAGGUGAUUCGGGAAGAGAGUGAUCAUGUCAGGGCGGCCCAGAACCACCUCCUUUGCGGAGAGCUGCAAGCCAGUGCAGCAGCCUUCAGCUUUUGGCAGCAUGAAAGUUAGCAGAGACAAGGAUGGCAGCAAGGUGACCACAGUGGUGGCAACUCCUGGGCAGGGUCCAGACAGGCCACAAGAAGUCAGCUAUACAGACACUAAAGUGAUUGGGAAUGGGUCGUUUGGUGUGGUAUAUCAAGCCAAACUUUGUGAUUCAGGAGAACUGGUUGCCAUCAAGAAAGUAUUGCAGGACAAGAGAUUUAAGAACCGAGAGCUCCAAAUCAUGAGAAAGCUAGAUCACUGUAACAUAGUCCGAUUGCGUUAUUUCUUCUACUCAAGUGGUGAAAAGAAAGAUGAGGUCUAUCUUAAUCUGGUGCUGGACUAUGUUCCGGAAACAGUAUACAGAGUUGCCAGACACUAUAGUCGAGCCAAACAGACGCUCCCUGUGAUCUAUGUUAAGUUGUAUAUGUAUCAGCUGUUCCGAAGUUUAGCCUAUAUCCAUUCCUUUGGAAUCUGCCAUCGGGAUAUUAAACCACAGAACCUCUUGUUGGAUCCUGAUACAGCUGUCUUAAAACUCUGUGACUUUGGAAGUGCAAAGCAGCUGGUCCGAGGAGAACCCAAUGUUUCGUAUAUCUGUUCUCGGUACUAUAGGGCACCAGAGUUGAUCUUUGGAGCCACUGAUUAUACCUCUAGUAUAGAUGUAUGGUCUGCAGGCUGUGUGUUGGCUGAGCUGUUGCUAGGACAACCAAUAUUUCCAGGGGACAGUGGUGUGGAUCAAUUGGUAGAAAUAAUCAAGGUCCUGGGGACACCAACAAGGGAGCAAAUUAGAGAAAUGAACCCAAACUACACAGAAUUCAAAUUCCCUCAAAUUAAGGCACAUCCUUGGACUAAGGAUUCGUCAGGAACAGGACAUUUCACCUCAGGAGUUCGGGUCUUCCGACCUCGAACUCCACCAGAGGCGAUUGCACUAUGUAGCCGUCUGCUGGAGUAUACCCCAACUGCCCGAUUGACACCACUGGAAGCUUGUGCACAUUCAUUUUUUGAUGAAUUACGGGACCCAAAUGUCAAACUACCAAAUGGGCGAGACACACCUGCACUCUUCAACUUCACCACUCAAGAACUGUCAAGUAAUCCACCUCUAGCUACCAUCCUUAUUCCUCCUCAUGCUCGGAUUCAAGCAGCUGCUUCAACCCCUUCAAAUACCACAGCAGCCUCAGAUGCUAAUGCUGGAGACCGUGGACAGACCAAUAACGCCGCUUCCGCAUCAGCUUCCAACUCCACCUGAACAGUCCCGAGCAGCCAGCUGCACAGGAAAAACCACCAGUUACUUGAGUGUCACUCAGCAACACUGGUCACAUUUGGAAAGAAAAUUAAAAAGAGAAAAAAAAAACCUGUUCAUUUUAGUGUUCAAU
This is a messenger RNA of Mesoplodon densirostris (Blainville's beaked whale), 2467 nucleotides long. It is a transcript of the gene GSK3B, whose product is annotated as glycogen synthase kinase 3 beta. Gene Ontology annotation, cellular component: nucleus; cytoplasm; beta-catenin destruction complex. The record is from RefSeq and is a predicted model, not a curated record. Gene Ontology annotation, biological process: protein phosphorylation; negative regulation of canonical Wnt signaling pathway; extrinsic apoptotic signaling pathway in absence of ligand. The coding region runs from base 1039 to 2340 and encodes 433 amino acids. The transcript has 12 exons. Gene Ontology annotation, molecular function: ATP binding; tau-protein kinase activity; beta-catenin binding. NCBI's taxonomy places the organism in Eukaryota, Metazoa, Chordata, Mammalia, Artiodactyla, Ziphiidae.